Molecule: messenger RNA, 1661 nt
Organism: Didymella exigua CBS 183.55
Lineage: Eukaryota; Fungi; Ascomycota; Dothideomycetes; Pleosporales; Didymellaceae
Product: DUF383-domain-containing protein
Exons: 4
Coding region: 221-1369 (382 amino acids)
Source: RefSeq, a predicted model, not a curated record
GUGAAGUAUAAACGCUCGCCGAGUCAUAGUGCGGUGCUUAUCAUGUGUUCUCAUGGCGGCGGAAACAUCCCUUUCGCUGACGUAAACCCUGCGGUCGCGGACGUGCACGUGAAGGGCGAUUGCAGGGGUCCGCGCUACGGUACUGUUAUCGAUAACGUUGAAUUUUGUAAAGUUGUAGAGUCCGUCAUUGGCGCAUGCGACAUCAGCAACAACUUUCGCAAUGCCUACAGAACUAGAAGAGCUCGUCGAGUUCCUCCACCACGGCAACACGCAGAUUCGACAGGCUGCCGCCGAGCACCUUGUCGGAUACUCGCAAGCUGAUGUGCCCCUCUUCAAGCGCAACCAGCUCGAGCCGGUGAAGGAUCUCAAGCUGCUGGCUAAGGACUAUGCGCCGAUUGCGAAGAAUGCCCUCACCAUCCUCAUCAAUAUCUCGGCCGACGUCGAGGUCCUGAAGAACAUCGCCAAGGACGACAAGUUCCUUGAGCUGCUACUGUCGCGGAUCACAAACAAAAAGGAGCCCAAUGCGAAUGAGAUGGCCAUGCUCCUCGCCAACAUGGCAAAGGAUGACUCGCUGCAGCGCGUGCUCGAGCUCAAGCGCGACGUGCCCAAGGAGCUGUCGAGCUCAAAAUGGGCCAUGGACCAGCUGAUGGACUGCUUCGUCAAGGGCGCCGAGGGCGCAUACAACGCCAAAGCCGACUUCGACUACCUCUCGUACUUCUUCGCCGACCUGGCUAAGUUCGAAAAGGGCCGCGAGUACCUGACCACCCCGCAGGAGCACGACAGCAACAUCAUCCCCAUCGCCAAGAUUCAGGUCUUCACUGACCACAAGAGCCACAUCCGCCGUCUGGGCGUAGCCUCCACGAUCAAGAACGCUGCCUUCCGCGUCCCCGCCCAUCCCGUCCUCUUGUCCAACCUGCCCGAAGACCCGACGCUGCCCGCGCCCGGCAUCGGCGCGAACUUGCUCCCUUACAUCCUGCUGCCGCUGAUGGGGCCGGAGGAGUACUCGGAUGACGACACCGAGGGCAUGCUGGACGAGCUGCAGCUGCUGGAGCCCGACAAGGAGCGCGAGUCGGACCCGGAGAUUGUCAAGUCGCAUCUCGAGACGCUGCUGCUUCUGACCACGACGCCCGAGGGGAGAGCGGUGCUGCGCAAGGUCAAGGUGUAUCCGAUUGUGCGCGAGUGCCAUUUGCAUACUGAGAAUGAGGACGUCAGGGACGCAUGUGAUCGCCUCGUGCAGAUCCUGAUGCGCAACGAGGAGGGCGAAGAGGAGGAUAUUCCUGAUAUGAGUGCGGCCGCCGGCGGGAGUGGGAAGAUGAUCGAGCUGGGUCCUGAGGAUGACGAGGAGGACCAGCUGGUUGAAAUCCUGUAGAGGAACGCACUCAAGAAGAACUUGAAUGCACCAUCUAUGAAUCGCUGACCCGAAAUACGCCGUGUACAACGCACGCUAUGCUUUUACUGCUCGAACGACACCCUCUUGACUACUCUUCUCACUCCCAUCCCCAUGCAGUGGCCUAUCGUUCCCCUCCUGCGCAGCAACUUCCUCCAGCCCUUUCUCGACCGCGCCCACCUCAUCGCCCUCCUCUCGUGCUCCCAAAUGCCGCGUCUCACUCGUCUUCCCAUCCGCACUAUCCUUAUUCUUCUUAUUCAGACUCCACCCGCCC